Molecule: messenger RNA, 4210 nt
Organism: Phycodurus eques (leafy seadragon)
Lineage: Eukaryota; Metazoa; Chordata; Actinopteri; Syngnathiformes; Syngnathidae
Product: alpha/beta hydrolase domain-containing protein 17A-like
Exons: 6
Coding region: 290-1333 (347 amino acids)
Biological process (GO): protein depalmitoylation
Cellular component (GO): plasma membrane; endosome membrane
Molecular function (GO): palmitoyl-(protein) hydrolase activity
Source: RefSeq, a predicted model, not a curated record
GAGAAAAAAAAACAUCUCGUAGACAUUUAUUUAAUCUUAAUAGCUACCCAAAAAAAAAAAACCCACACACACACAAAAAACACCGGUAUACUUGAGUAAAAUCAUCCAUGUCAAGGCACAAAGGGGACUGUCGAAGUGUUGUGCUGCCUGUGUGUACAAAUAGGAGCACAGGAGCCUUUUUGCCAACGUACCGUGAAUUGGUCCAUCAGGCUCAGUGACAACAGCAUAAGACCCUGGCACCAUUGUGUGCCAGUCCAUUCCGAGACCCAGGGACUUUAGAAUUCAGAAGAUGAAUGGUCUGUCCAUACGAGAGCUAUGCUGCCUUUUCUGCUGCCCUCCGUGCCCCAGCCGCAUUGCAGCCAAAUUAGCUUUCCUGCCACCGGAGCCCACAUACAUCCUUCUUCCCGACCCAGAUCCUGCAUCUGGAGCUGGAACAGCAUCUGGGUCCAGCACCGGGGGCACCGUCCCUUCUCUGGGUGCUCCUGGGCUACGUUCCCGGUUGAGUGCAGGUAGUGGUGGUGACAGAGGAGGCGGUGGGGGCACCAGUGGCGGAGGAGGUGGAAGUUCCGGGGCUGGGGCUGGAUGUGAGAGCAGGUGGAAGCUGCAUCUCACGGAGAGAGCAGAGUUUCAGUAUUCUCAGAGAGAGCUGGAUGUAACUGAUGUGUUCAUGACCAGAUCCAGCCGAGGGAACAAGGUUGGGUGCAUGUACAUACGCUGUGCCCCUAAUGCCAGGUUCACCGUGUUGUUCUCACACGGCAACGCAGUCGACCUCGGUCAGAUGAGCAGCUUCUACAUUGGCUUGGGCACGCGCAUCAACUGCAACAUAUUCUCUUACGAUUACUCAGGCUACGGGGUUAGCACCGGCAAGCCGUCGGAGAAGAACCUUUAUGCUGACAUUGAUGCCGCCUGGCAUGCCUUGCGGUCUCGGUACGGCAUCAGCCCUGAGAACAUCAUCCUGUACGGACAGAGCAUCGGCACGGUGCCCACAGUGGACUUGGCGUCACGAUUUGAGUGUGCUGCCGUUGUUCUUCACUCUCCUCUCACCUCCGGCAUGAGAGUGGCCUUCCCCGACACAAAGAAAACCUAUUGCUUCGAUGCCUUCCCCAACAUUGAAAAGGUGUCAAAGAUCCCAUCUCCAGUGCUCAUCAUCCACGGUACGGAGGAUGAGGUCAUCGACUUCUCCCACGGCCUUGCCCUGUUCGAGCGCUGUCCGAAGGCCGUGGAGCCCCUCUGGGUGGAGGGCGCCGGGCACAACGACAUUGAGCUUUACAGUCAGUACCUUGAGCGGCUACGGCGCUUCAUCAACCAGGACCUGGCUGCACAGCACGCCUGAGGAUUGGAACAACAGCCUCUCUGCCUCCGCGCGCAUGUGUGUGAGUGAGAGAUGAGAAAAGUGUGGCUCAGACAUACACUAUCUGUGUGUCUUUUAUACGUCACGUUACUUUUUAAAACAAUUGCAUUAAAAUAACUCUUUAAGAUUUGAGCAUUUUUAAAAAGUCAUUGCGUGUAUUUAUCUUUAGUGUGUUUGUAAUGUGGCGAAGUUCAGUUGAGCUUCGCACCUCAAAAUGAAUACAAUUAAUUAAAAGCUCUUCUUAAAAAAAAACUAACAAAAAAAAAAAAGUAACAACUUUUUGUUUUCCAAAAAGGCACACAGAUGUCAUUUAAAAGUGAAUGAAUGAUUGUGGUCCUGGAUGUAAAAUCUUGAGUUAAUGUUCAUAUCAUGGACCUGUGUGUGCGUGCGUGUGCGUGCGCGCGUGUGUGAGAGGCAGCUUUGGGGGAGAGAAAAAAAUGAAGGACAUCCUUUUGACUUGGCUAGUGGCAAGUGGGGGGGAAACGUUUGUGAUUUAUCAAGUUUUUUUGUCUUAUUUGUGUGUGUAUGAAGAAUACCUCCACAGUUUGACCAGCUCUUUUUAGUGGACAACAUGACACUGGUCAGACCUGUUUAUCUGUCAGUGGACAUGCAACUGACUGCCAGAUAGUAACUCACCACUUCGCACCCUCCAAAAACUGGCAAUUUCUUUCCUGUUUCCUGCCGUAGCUUUUGCCUUUUUACUCUUAGCUGCUCCUCCUGACAGGGAUUGUCAUUUGUCCCCGUGUUGCUUUUAUCCCACAUGCAAGUGAGCUGCCUGGAAUGUAUGUGAGGUUCCAUUCCCUGUGGAGGACUACUCCAUACAUGUGAAUGUUUUAGCAAUACUCAAAUAUGCUCUAAACAGUCAAAAGGGGAGAAGUCUUUAAGUGGAAGUAAAGGUACAGUAGAGCUGUGCCCUCAUGGGAGCCACUAGAGGUGAAGCUUGUAUCAUUUAGUGCAAAGGUGAAUAACACUUUCGCUCAUCGUCCUCCAUGUUUGUGUCCCGAUGGAAGGAAUCGCAACAGUUCAGUUGUUGGGGCUAUAGAGCUCUGGACUACAGUGGAACCUCCAAAGUCGAACAUGAUCUGUUCCUUGAGUUCCAAGUUGGUCGAAUUUUAAAAUUGCUGUACAGUAUUCCCGCACAUUCCGAUUCACAGGCCAAACCACUGUCUAAUAUAAAAGUAUUUCUUUGGCACCAUCUUGUGGCAUCUUGGUGCAAAGAAACUAUGUUAAAGUGGGUUGAGGAGGUUCAAACUCAUUUUUGUCGCGGGCCAUAUUGUAGUUACGGUUUCCCUCAGAGGGGCAUGAUGCUGUGAAACCAUAAAAAUCUUUAAUCACCAUCAUAUUUACACACAAAAUUUAUGAACUAGUUUUGGAAUCAGAAAUCAAGGGUAUUUGGUUUUUCAACUAUUGUUCAUGUUUGGUAAAGCAAAAAUGCUUGCUGUAUCUCAACAUUAUCAUUUAUGAUAUAUGACUUUGAAAUUUUGGCGCAGAUUUGAACAAGAAUCAUGGAAGUUGACACAUGAUUCGCCUUCGCGGGCCACAAAAAUUCAAGUGGCGGGCCGGAUCUGGCUCCUCCUUGAGUUUGACACCUGUGUUGUAGAGCUUUGCUGCCAUAUUUUGGUAUCUUGGUGUCAUGGAACUCCGUGUAUGUGGAAGUCAGUUGAGGAGUUUCUUAGUGCUUUGCCUGCAUCUUUAGGCAGUUUUAACUUUUUUAGAGAGAGUGAGGAUCACUCCAGAUUUCCGCCGAUCACAGCAGGACUCGAUCGCUAUCCCCCGCCACUGUAAUGUCAAAUGGAUACAUUUUAGUGAAUUUAAAAAGUCUACACAGCUCUGUUCAAAUGCUAGGUUUUUGUAAUUUAAGAAAAUGAGAAAAUCAUUUCAAAACUUUUUCCACCAUUGUGAGCUGUAACCUGUUCAACUCAACUGAGGGAAAAAAAAAAUAAAAAUAAAAAAAAAAAUAUAUAUAUAUAUACAUAUAUAUAUAUAUAUAUAUAUAUAUAUAUAUAUAUCUUUUUGGGAGGGCAACUAAAAAUAAACAACUGUAAUAAUGUGGUUGCACAAGUGUGCACGCCCUCUUAUAAGUGGGUAUGCGGCUCUGUUCAGAAUUUACCAAUCACAUCCGAACUCUCGUUCGAUAGGAGGCAACACACACCUGCCACAAUUUAAAGUACCUCUGGUUAACCACAAAUAAAGUUCAGAUGCUUAGUAUGCUUUUCCUGAUGCUGUGGAAGAUCUCUGCGAACCACGGCUUGAGCUGUCAACAAAAAUGUCAGGAGAAGCCUACUUGAACAACUGACAUUUUGGAGGUUAAUCAGAGGCACUAAAUGGUAGCAACUGUGUGCUAACUCCUAUCUAACAUAAAUUCAAAUGUGAUUGAUUAAUUGUGAACCCAGCCACAUCCCCCGUUAUAAACGCUUGUAACUGAGGAUAUGCGCAUUUGUACAACCAGUUUAUUGUUACACCCCCUCUUGAAUUUUUUAUUUUUUUUUCAAUUGUACAGGUUAUAGGUCUGAUUAACGGUGGAAAAAGUUUUGAAAUGAAUAAGCUUGGUUUCUUUUUACAUCACAAAACCUGGCAUUUGAACUUGGGUGUGUCGACAUUUUAUAUCCACUGUAGUUCUAAGUUAAAACUAUCGCCACUAUAAACUAACUGUACGUGCAACAUUUUAACAUAACUGUCUUAAGUACAAAAAGAAGUUAACCACUGUAUAAUGCAACAAAAAUAAAGUAAAACUACUCACCCUGACUGACAAGCGUGAGGUCACAGUUGGUCAUUAUACUUUUCAGUCUUUGCAAUCGCUGGUCCCACAAAAAAAAAAAAAAAAAAAAAAACACCACGUGAUGAAUUGAGGUUUGACGC